Messenger RNA from Beauveria bassiana ARSEF 2860, 1662 nucleotides. RefSeq names its product drug resistance protein. Gene Ontology annotation, cellular component: membrane. Gene Ontology annotation, molecular function: transmembrane transporter activity. Gene Ontology annotation, biological process: transmembrane transport. The record is from RefSeq and is a predicted model, not a curated record. The transcript is spliced from 2 exons. Bases 1 to 1662 code for a protein of 553 amino acids. NCBI's taxonomy places the organism in Eukaryota, Fungi, Ascomycota, Sordariomycetes, Hypocreales, Cordycipitaceae.
AUGACGACGACGACGGCGGCGGCGGCGACGAAGGCAACGACGACCACGGCGAGCCGGAAGCCGUCGACGACGACAUUGUCCGCCAGCGAGCUCGAAGACGCCACAACAUUGCGCUCGUUGGAUCUUCCGCCGCCCUCACAGCUCACGCAAGCCGACAUUGAGCGUCUUGGCCGUGAGCGGCCCCCCAUCUUUGCCAGCACCUUUAUCGAAGUCGUCUUUGUCAUUGCCAUUGUCAUGUCGCUCAUGAUGAGCGAGUACUUUACCUCUGGCUUCAACGUCAUCCUGCCGACGCUCAGCAACGCCAUCCACAUCCCCGAGUCGGCGCGGACCUGGCCGACCGCCGUGCCCAACCUCGCCGCGGGGGUCGUCCUGCUCCCCUUUUCCCGCCUCUGCAACCAGUGGAGCGCGCGCGUCGUCUUCCUCGGCGGCCACGUCUGGCUGAUGGCGUGGGCCGCCGCCGCGGGCUUCUGCACGGCGCCCACGCCCAUGAUUCUGUGCCGCGCGAUGCAAGGCAUCGGCUUCGGCGCCUUCUUGCCCGCGGGUAUGUCGAUCCUCGGCCAAAUCUACCGGCCCGGCCCGCGCAAGAACCGCGUCUACUGCGUCUAUGGCGCCUUUGCCGCCGUCGGCUUCUACGCUGGCAUCAUGACGGCCGCGCUCACCACCCAGUACGCCGACUGGCGCUGGUACUUUUUCCUCGGCGCCACGCUGCAGUUUGUCGUCAUCUCCAUCAGCUACGCCACGAUCCCGCGCGAGCUCGCCGACGUGGACCCGGCGGCGCGCAUGGACUGGCUGGGGUUGGUCACGUCGGUGCCGGCGCUGACGCUCAUCAACUUUGCCUUUUCGAGCGCCACUCACGCGCCGCAAGGCUGGGCCACGCCGUACAUUAUUGUUUGCUUGAUCUUGGGCGUCAUAUGCCUGGGCCUCACCGUGUAUGUGCAGGGCUGGGUCUCGACGCAGCCCCUCAUACCGCGCAAGAUAUUCAAGCCCAAGUACAUGAUCAGGUUGUUCAUUGCGUUGUUUUGCUUCUAUGGCGUGAACUCCAUUUUCCUCUUUUACAGCAGUCUUUACAUCGGCAACGUUCUUCGUGCGAGUCCCAUUCUCACUGCUGCCUGGUACUUGCCACUUUUAUUUGGUGGCAUCUCACUCGCUAUCCUUGGCGCCCUGGUGCUGCAUCUCUUAUCCAACCAGAUCCUGCUCAUCCUUGCCAGCCUCGGUUUUCUCUGCUGCGCCUUGCUCUUCGCCAUUUUGCCCUUUGACUCUGGCAAGCCCAUCAACAUCCUCUACUGGAUGUACCUCUUCCCCGCCAUAUUCUGCGCGACGCUCGGCAUCGACCUCUCCUUCAACGUGACCAACGUCUUCCUAACGACGGCGCUGCCGAAGCGCGACCAAGCCAUCGUGGGCGGCAUCAUCAACUGUCUCAUGUACAUUGGCAGCUCCUUUUGUCUAGGGUUCAGCGACCUGCUCAUCGCAUCCGUGCAAAAGGCGCGGGGCGUGCACCUCGGCUUGGCGGAGCAGUACCGCCUCGGCUUUUGGCUGGGUGUCGGGCUGUCGGGCGUGGCGCUGCUGUUAACGUUGACGAUGCGGCUGGGUUCGGCGUCGGCAGAGCUGACUGCAGAUGAAAAGGAGGAGCUGCGGCAGAUUGCGGAGAAGGAAAAAGUUUAA